AGUCAGUUGUUGGUGUACGAUCGCGCUAGACGGAAGGGCAAAGUUGCUUAGAGAAGUGUUUUGUGAGAUAAUUUUUUUUUGGGUCUGUGAGGUGGGCCUUUUGCUCAUCUUCUAUUUUUCGGGCAUUCCUAGCCAGUGACUCAUAGUUUGAGGAAUUCCUCAGUGUCUCUCAGUUCUUACCCUCGUCAGACAGUGAUUGUGAGAAUAUGACGACAACACUGCAUCAACCUGUGCCUAAUCCUCAGCUAAAGAGGAUGGUGUACUCAAAGUACCGUGAAAUGCUGGGAUCGUACAAUGACAAAGCCAAUACGAUCAUUCAGGCUCUGCCUCAGUACCUUGUGCAUGAAGACAAAGGAUUCAAUAUCACAGAUCUCGUGGAAAAUCCCCGAGAUGGCUAUGGAGCACCUCCUCCACCACCCCCGCCCGUCAUGGGAAGUAUUCCGGCCACGCGACUUCAGACACAGCUACCAGCGGAGCCUCCGGCAUGUGUGCAGAACGCAAUGAUGACGAAGGAUAAGAAGCCUUUUACCUAUACACCAGGAGGUAUUGACUUGUCUCAGAUCAAAUCCCCGCGGAUGGCUAAGCGAAUAUCUCGAAAUGCCAACUCAGAGGGUGUUACCGGAGUUCCCAAAAUGUCUCCUUUGGCUCAGCCUAAUACACCAGGAGUCCAGCCACCAACUCCACCCUGUUUGCCCUCUGGAAUGCCAGUUCAGGUCUUCCCAUGUGGACCACCUCAGCCUCCGCCACCACCACCGCCGCAGGCAAAGCUGAAUGCACCCCAGAAUGGCAUCAACGGUAACAAAAGUCCCGAGCGAAAGUCCCCGCAGUCCUUUGAACCACCCCCAUUCGGCUGUCGACCAGAAAUCAAAAUUCCGCCAAAUCCCAUGGCCAAUCUGCGACCAACUCCGAAGCCACAACCAAAAGAUGACUUUUGGGUCGAGGAGUAUCGCAGGGAAAGAUCGAAAAGUCCCAUGGCACCGCAACAAUCCGCUGCUCAAUCAACCAACGAGCCUUCGGAGAAACAGGAAGAAGUUCCUGCAACAAAACCUGAAGUUCAGAAGCCACAGAUCAGUCAGAAACCGACAAGUCCGGUUAAUGUGGUUCCCAAGAGAAUCAGUCCGGUGCGAUCACCGAGUCCGGUAACGUCCCGUCCGCAGGUUCAACAACCAAGUCCAGCAAGAACACCACAACAGGAAACGCCGCUUACAGUCUACAACAACGUAGCACCAGCUCAGAAGGAAGAAAGUCCAGUGAGGAUUCCGGUGAGGAAUCAAAAUUCAACAAACCAGAGGGCUCCGAGUCCGGUGAGGCAGGAUCCUCCACCACAAUCUCCUCCUCAGAGGAAUAUUCAGUUGGGAAGUAUCUAUAUCCCACCGGUUCAGGACCAGAUGGCAAAUAGACAACAUCUGCUGAAUCAACAGACUCCACCCUGGAUGCAGUCUCGUCAUGCUGGCCAGAAGGAAAUGCCUGAAUGGGUGAAUCGAGAUGAGACACCUAAAGUUCAGCAGAAUCAAACGACGUCAAAUCCCAGAGAGAGGAUCAUUCCGAUCCAAUUGGAACAGACUCCAACUCCUACCAAAACCCCUAUGACACCUGGAUUUGGACCACAACCUUUCUACAACGUAGCUCAGCAGUACAGUAGCGUUCAGUCGCCACCGACAACACACUCUUCUCCAACCUACACAACUCCAUACAACAACCCCAACCAGUUCGUUGAUCAAGGCUACAACAACAUCAACUUCGCGGCCUCUUCUAAUCAACCUUGGGGAAAUGCACAACAAAAUUCAGGCCAAAGGAUCAUCCCAAUCAGCGUUGAAGGACAAACCCCUCCUGAGAAUUCAUUCAACGUUCGCGGUCCAGUGUCUCAACAACCGGCUGUGAUCAGAAGUGGAAACUGUAUAUUUUUUAUACAUGACUGUCCCUUAGAGGCUGAAUUACGUUACAUUAAGCAUAGACUCAGUGAUCCACGGUCACCACAGAAUGUACCACAGCCCCCAUGGGUUCAGCCCAAUCAGUCAAAGUCCUUCCGGAUCCUCCAGAAGAUGACAGAUACAAUUGCCGAUGGACAGACAAGCGAAGAGGAUACCGGACCGGCUGAACUUCAACAACCACACUAUUCACGUCCCCUCGGACCGGCUGAUAUGAAUGAGAAUCAACUGCGAAAACUUCAACUGUCAGAUCAUGAUCGAGCACUGAUGAACCGCGUGAAGAAUCAAGUGGAUCAAGAAACAUAUCUUCAUAGCGAAGAAGAUCCUAGAUAUCGCGGUGCAGCGAUACCAUCAAAAGCAUUUAAAUUGCUUCAAAAUAUGACUGAUGGAGGGCAAGCUUAUGAUAAUCAGGCUGCUAUCCAUCGAGCAAAUCCACGAUUUGCCCAACAAAGAGCUGUCUUUCAACCCAAUGAAGGAGAAAAUCAAGUGUACGUCCAUCCAAGUGAACAACACGUACCAGAACCGAAAAUCUACACUGGAAGUGCCAUCCCAAGCCGAUCCUUCAAGAUGCUUCAGGCCAUGACAACCCCUGAAAAUGCCGCUUUUGUAGCCGAAGGCACUGAUACCUCAGACAUUGACGAUCCUAACUAUUCUCCCUUACCCUAUCCACCACCUUAUCCCUACUACUAUGAUCCCCAUUGGCAGUACUAUCCUCAUCCCCCAUCGCCUAUGACCGUUCCUCCAGAUGGUGGAGCUUACUGGGGUGGGUUUUACGGGCCACAAGGAUACAAUCCCAACUUUGGAUACUAUCCUUACUACGGAUACCCGCCCUACUAUGGGCCACCAUUUGUACCAAUCUCUCAUCCAGAUGAAGAAAUGAAGCAAUCCCGGAAGACACCUUCACUACGACGAACUCCCAGCAUUGUUGUCACUCCAACCCCAGAAGAACAACUUGAGAACAGCUGGAGUGAAGAUGUGAAGAAGAAUCUUAGUGGAAGCGACAAGAGAUACUCUGGAGACGACGAGAAGAUGACAAAUGAAGAUUCAGAUGAUUCGGACUCUUCAUCUUCCUCUUCCGAAACAGACAAAUGUUCACCAAUUCCUCAGAGUCCUUCCAAAUCCGGUCUUCAAGCUAUCAAAUCCGUAACAGAUAUCAAUGUUUAUGCCGAAGACUCCGAUUCUGAGGACGAAACUGAAGAAGCUGAAGAAAUCGAUCACGAAGAACUACCAGAAGCUGAAGUUAAUGAUGAGAUUAUUCCUCAUCAAUUAAGCGUCAUAUACGAAGAAAGUGAACGAAGUAAACGCAGAAGUUAUGACGAUACGGAAACUGGGUCUACGUUCAGCGAUUCAGAUGCAACAAUAGCCUGUGAAGAAGAGGAACCACAUCAAGAAGAACAGAAAGAAAACAUGGUCACUGUUAGACUUCCUCUGAAGCUGUCCUACAGCCGUUCAUCCAAUGACGAAGAAAUUACAACGGUUCAAGUUGGCAACAGCGAGACAACGAGAAAUUCUUCAGAUGCAGACAUUAGUGUUACCGUCAGUAUACCAUCGAGAGCCAGUUCUAUCGAUCGAAGUGGUCUCAGCAAAACCCCUUCAAUGGAACGAAGAAAUUCUUCAGGAUUUGAAUUUGAUGAAUCUGAUUCGGAAGUUUCCGUGAGUGUCUCCCUUCCAAUGAAGAGAGACAAAUUUUUCGGCGAAACUCAAAAAUCUGGUACUUGCAAUGAUAUCUCAGUAGACAAACCUACCAAUGAUACCGACAAAGUAAAUGGGGUACUAGAAGAAGAAGAAACAGAGUACGAAUAUGUUACAGAAAGUGAUGAUGAAAUUAUGAUUGAAGUGCAAGCAAAAGAAAAAUCUCCCCUUGAAACAAUUGAAAGCGGAUCUGAAGAAAGCACAGAAUACGAAUAUGAAGAGGUGACCGAAACAGAAUGCGAAGAGAAAUCAAAGAAAGAGGAGCCUACAGCAACAAAAAAAGAAAACAAGGUGGAAUUGAAGAACAACGAGGAAGAAGAUGAAUCUUCAGAAGAGGAGACAGAAUACGAAACAGAAGAUGAUUCAGACACAGAGGAAGAAAUAAUUCGAAAGGUUACUUAUGUUAAGGAAAUUAUAAUACAUCACAACUUUAUAAAUCCUCAAUGGUUCCCGAUUGAGAUGUUAAAACCAGAGGAGCCGCAGGUUGGAUAUCUUUCUUAUAUCAAAGAAGAUACUCCAGAAUUUGUAAAAUACCGUGAUGUAAUGAGCAUAUCAAAGGCUAAUGAAGAGAAAGUUGAAAAUGACGAGGAAGAUGAGGAAUAUGAAGAUGAAGAAGAGGAGGAGGAAGAAGAGGAAGAGACAGAAGAAGAGGACGAAGAAGAAGAACAAUCCAAGGAAGAACCAAAAGAAGAAGAACCUAAACUACCGGAAAUAAUUCCGGUGAUUCCGACAACACCACUGCCAGGCCUAGAAACUGACAAAGGCCCAGACGAAGAGGAAGCAAAGAUAUCAGUUAAGGAUCGGAUCGCUGUGUUUGAAAAUGUAACAUCCAAUCCUCCAACCAGACCUCCCCAAAUUCGUGAUAUUAGACGAUUAGGUAAUUCUAUCUAUCGCUCUUCUAUUGAAGAGUCUGCUGAUGAUGAAGAUUCUGGUGUCACGUCCGAUAUAAGUCGUCCAAUCUCUGACACAGAAUCUGAAAACUUCCCCGAACUGAGAAAGAUGAGUCGUUACCAGAGGGCUGCGACUCACUCUCGUCUCUUCAAGCUCCUUCAGGAGGAGUGUGAAGGAGAGGAGAAGGCAGAAGUUCAAGAACAACAACCAAGUAACCCUAAAGCCUACAAGCCCAAGAAGAUAGUUCACAAUGUAUCUAUUACACGUAGAAAUAAUCCAAACGCAGCAUUUGAAGCAGAAACUAUGGAAGAGCGUCGAAAGAGACUUUCACUGCCACUAGAGAAGAGUUCAAGCACUGAUCAGGAGAGUAUGUCAUCAUCUGUAUCAUCAACAUCACCCACUUCGAGUGGAGUCAAUGAGAAGCUAGUUAGUGAGUUGGUGCAGAGUUUGUUGAUGCAAAAGCGCGGGCGGAUGUUAAGAAAUGUUCCUAUUGAGAAGCUACAUGCUGCUGCCAAGAGGGUCUUGCUGGAAGAUGUGGACUUGGACAGUGUGAUGGGUUCGUCACAAGAAGACACAACAGUGGACUCAACUCCGGCUCUAACACCUCAAGAGUACACCUAUUCCGAUUAUUAUGAUUCCUGGAAUGAUACCGACGACCAGCGCUAUAGCUACGACAUCGUUCCUUCGAAGGCUUUUCGUUGCCUUCAAGAACAAUCCCUGACUGGUCAACGGAAAUCCUGGGCAGCACGAUGUCCACGUGUUUUGAGCUCUAAAACAGUCAACAGAGAUUUGUCACGCGUGGCAGAAAUUCGUGAAUCAGAAUCCCCAGAAGUCACACCACCUGCCACCUCUUCACGUUCCACACCAUCCACCCACAUGUCCAGUCCCACCCCCAUGUCAUCGUGUGAUCUCAAGCCCGGACGCAGUCGCACCCCAAUGUCUGAGGACACCAUCGUCCACUAAAGGAGGCACUUUUAGCAUCAGACGCUGUCUGAUAUCUCAAAUUAAACCCACACAAUUCACAUGAUCUCUCACUCUCCCCACCUCUCUGUAACCACAACAGAGGGCUGAUGGUGUGAUCGAAAGUUCAUUUGUAGAUUCACAAAUUGGGUCUUUAAGCAUGAAUCAAAAAAGGUAU
Messenger RNA from Phlebotomus papatasi, 5649 nucleotides. RefSeq names its product titin. The coding region runs from base 207 to 5474 and encodes 1755 amino acids. The record is from RefSeq and is a predicted model, not a curated record. NCBI's taxonomy places the organism in Eukaryota, Metazoa, Arthropoda, Insecta, Diptera, Psychodidae. The transcript is spliced from 13 exons.